CCCAUUCCGUCAUCCAGUACCUGGAGGUAGUGAGAUUGUUGACAGUGCUGUAUAAGACGGUCAUACCUGUUCUGAGGCUGAUAGUGGCGAGAUGAUCACAAGUCACGCAAAGGGUUAGAUACGGACAGAUGAGACAUCUUGCUUUAAUUUUCCACAGAGAGUGAAAUCAACAUGCAGGAGGCGUCGCAAAGGAAAGUGUUUAUGUGGAUAGUAGUGGAAUUUACAUUCAUGUUCGGACCGGUUCUCUCCUUGUGUGACGUGGUGACUCAGGAGCUAUCCGCCGACUCCAGCUGGCGGUCAUUUACUUCAGUGGGGUACAACGAGGGGAGUGGAUCCUACAUUAGUGACAUGGAUUGUUGGUGGCGGAUUGAUUCGGGGGCGGAUGAUCUUCGUCUCUUAUUAUUCCUGACGUUUGACACGGCGUGUCCAGGAGAUCAGAUUGACAUCUACGACGGAAAUUCUGCGUCCGCUUCUGCCCUUGCGAACAACAAAUGCGGAACACCAGCCUCACCUUCACACUAUUCAACAACGCAGCGAUACACCUAUAUACGCAUGGUGACGGACGCCAGCGUGCAGAAAGCCGGAUUCAAAAUGGAGUUCCUUGCAGCCAAAGACUAUUCUGGGACCGGAUGUACCUCCACGCAGGCUUUACCCGCAACUGACGCCAUCCAGAUUCUCUCAAGUCCAAAUUUCCCAGGCUUAUACAACAAUGCUCAGAAUUGUCGAUGGGUGAUCACCAGCACCUCCGGAAGUGUGGACCUAAACGUAGUGUUUUCUGAUAUAGAGGACGACAUCCCAGGUCAAUGCAGCUACGACAAAUACGCCAUAAACGACGGAGACGACCGUUGUGACAAUAAUGUGAUCAGCACCGUGUGUUCUCAGUACCCAAAGGUGGCUCCCUUCACCUUCACGUCCUCGGGGUCAUCGGUCUUGAUUUCAUUUGUUAGUGACAGUAGUGUAGGACGUCAUGGUUUCCUUAUAAAAUACAAAUCGAAUGUGACUGAGACAACCACUACAGCACAGACGACAGAACCAACACAGACAACGUCCACCGUUCUGAAAACUAUAUCAAAAAAUUCGAGCACGUGCAUAGACAUGGAGGUGGUGAUCGGCAUUGUUUUUGGAUCUCUGGGUGUAGUAAUUUUUUCCUAUACAUUUAUUGUUCUGAUGAUUAUAAGAUCUUACAAUAUACAACUUAAAACUGUUAAGCCAAAAUUAUGAUGUACCACGGGAUGAUCUCGGUUUUCUAUUGUUGUUUUUGUUCUAAAUUAUGAAAGGUGCUUUACAUUUUCUCUACUAUGACUUUUGUGAGUAAUAUUUGAUUAUGAAUGUAUUAUGUUUUACAAGA
Molecule: messenger RNA, 1348 nt
Organism: Ostrea edulis (European flat oyster)
Lineage: Eukaryota; Metazoa; Mollusca; Bivalvia; Ostreida; Ostreidae
Product: deleted in malignant brain tumors 1 protein-like
Exons: 10
Coding region: 172-1221 (349 amino acids)
Source: RefSeq, a predicted model, not a curated record